GUCUUUCAACUUUGUAUUCCCAGUUCCAACUUUGUACAGCUUGUGCCAAUUACUUGAUAACGAAAGCCUCUAUUAUAUCAUUGAAAAUAACUCCCAGCUUGACUGCAUACAAGUCCCUUUCAUUCCAGGAAUACUAUCCAAAAACUCCAUCUCUCUGAAAGCCAGCAUUCAAGCAUCGACAAAAUCUCUAGACUCAGACCCUUGUACAUUUGUUUUCAUCAUCGAAACUUUAGAUCCGAUAAGAGGGGACCGAGAUGCAAUGAGAAUGAUCUUUCUCCAUUUUGUAUCCAACAUCAGUGCUACCAUUUCGUUCUGUGGCAUUUCUACAUGUAAGACAGAAAUCGAUCCGAAGUUGCAAACAAUCAAUUCACAUCGCAAAAUUUGACCUUCCCCUCCUAUGAAUUUGAUCAGCUUCUGCAAAUUCUAUAGAAUAUUUUACCAUUGUUAACGAGACCUCAAUUAUUUUUGUAUAAAUAAAAAACUCGACCGCCCUCCUCAAAAAGAAAAACAAUGCACAUUUCUUUGGAAUCUUCUCUAGUCUCAGGCGCUGCCACGUAGUUACAAUCGAAGAAAAUUCGAUCCGGAAGUUUCUCGAAAACAGAGUGGAGUUAGAAGUUUCCUGUGGUUUCCUCUGAUUUGUUCCCACGCCAUCAUCGGGUUUUCCUUCCAAAUCCUCCUCCUUUAAAUCCCCACCAGGAACCUUCUAGAACCAACAAACCCCCAAAUUCCUCUCCAAGAUUUCAUCAAAUUCACUUCUUCCAGAAUCGAUUUCUCUAGAUUUUGAUAUGGCUCCUCUGCCGGUGGAGCAGAACGGCGAGUCCACCUCCGGCGAGUCGACGCAGCAGCAGCAGCAGCGAGGCUCCCCGACGCCGUUCCUCAGCAAAACGUACCAGCUCGUCGACGAUCCGGCCAUCGAUGACAUCAUCGCCUGGAGCGGCGACGGAUCAAGCUUCGUCGUCAAGAACCCCACCGUGUUCGCCAGGGAUUUGCUCCCCAAGUAUUUCAAGCACAACAACUUCUCCAGCUUCGUCCGCCAGCUCAACACCUACGGAUUCCGGAAGAUCAUACCGGAUCGGUGGGAGUUUUCCAAUGAUGGCUUCCGUAAAGGCCAGAAACAUCUGCUCUGCGACAUACAGCGGCGGAGGAUAACGCCGCCGGUGGUGGCGUCUCCGGCGGGUGUUCCGGCGAAAUUGGUUAACUCGCCGGCGAACUCCGGCGAGGAGCAGGUGACGACGACGACGACGACGACGGCUUCGUCGAGCUCCUCGCCGCGGCCAAGGAUUCCGUGGCAGCUGGUGGAGGAGAACGAGAGGCUGAGGAAGGAGAAUCUCCGGCUGACCAAGGAGGUCGCCGAGAUCAAGUGUCUUUGUCACAACGUCUUCACCAUGGUGUCCAGCUACGCCUGCGCGAACCCUCCGGAGGGCGGUGAGCUGACGCGGCUGGAGUUGGCGCCGGGGAAGGGGUUCUCCGGCAGGGAGACGAGUCCGAAGAUUUUCGGGGUGGAAAUCGGAGCGAAAAGAGCGAGGGAGGAAGGUGGCGGCGGUGGUGGUGAGGGGCGGUGGCAACGUGGCGAUGUGAAAUCAGAGGCGUGUGAUCAUAGUGACACGCCGUGGCUGAAGCAAUGCCACAGAGCCAAUCAGAGGGUGUGUAAUUGAUACGUAGUCCUUUACAAUAAUUUUAGAAGUUUCAAGUGUGAUAUUGGCGCACGCGUUAAGAUUUGGUGCACGUGCGUUGUCCACUUCUCAAGACUUCUGUAUCUUUCUUCUUUUGCUGUUAGAAAAUAGACGUUUUUUUUUUUUUUUUGGGUCAAUGUGUUAGAAA
This is a messenger RNA of Fragaria vesca subsp. vesca, 1821 nucleotides long. RefSeq names its product heat stress transcription factor B-2a-like. NCBI's taxonomy places the organism in Eukaryota, Viridiplantae, Streptophyta, Magnoliopsida, Rosales, Rosaceae. The transcript is spliced from 2 exons. Gene Ontology annotation, biological process: regulation of transcription by RNA polymerase II. Gene Ontology annotation, molecular function: RNA polymerase II cis-regulatory region sequence-specific DNA binding; DNA-binding transcription factor activity. The record is from RefSeq and is a predicted model, not a curated record. The coding region runs from base 786 to 1655 and encodes 289 amino acids. Gene Ontology annotation, cellular component: nucleus.